AUGCCAUUUGGGCAAAGCCUUGUCGACCUUCUCCGAUCAGACAACCACGAGCACGACAGUGAGACGGCCACGACUACUGUUGCUGACUCUUCUGCUGCUGUCACCCGCAAGGGUGGCAUUUUCGAAAACGGCGUGUGGAUGUGCGCCUGCGACCCAUGCACAGAGGCCAAGAAGUCCCAGGUUGCAAAAGAAGGGGAGAAUAUGGACCGUUGGUUCUGGCGCUGUCAGAACUUUAGAAACCAGUGCCAGUUCUUCUUGUGGGAGGACAAAGCCACGCUCGCGAGCGGAGCCCGCCUGAGCAGUCAACCAGUGACGGGGCCAGCCGGGUUUUUCUCUGCGCGGAGUGCGACGCCGGGGUGGAUUCGCAACCCCGGUAAGUUCGGCCGGCUGGUCAUCCCCCGGAUGACCGGGCCGAUGCCGGGCUGGCACAGGGACCCCGGCAUGUUUGGCUGCCUGCCUACCACCAUCGGGCUGCCUGGUUCUAUCUCUCGGGAGUUUACUCCCGACACGACGGACAGCGAGGCCGAGGAAAAUGACAACAUCGUCCGUGACUCGCAUUCCGGCCCCCACGGUGUUGUUCCCGCCAGCAACAACAACAACAACAACAACAACAACAACAACAGGAAGAGCAGGGAGCGGGAUAAGGUCUCCAUCGCCGCCGAUACGGUGGACACUCAAAGGAGAGGGACUUUCGCCACCACGAUCCCCAACACGCCGGGUCGCCGCGAGGCGACCAUCUUCAGAAACAAUCUCCCGACCUCCAACACCCACGACGCUCUCGCCCAGUUCCAGGGUAACGACAAGGACGACGAGGACGAGGACGAAGGCGAUGCGGAGAUAACCAUCGCAGCCAUGGCCCUCCUCAAGCCGAGCGCGCAAUGGAUCCUGCCGGCCAGCCUUCCAUCGCUGCGCGAUAUGCUCAACCAGAUGGAUGAGAAGUCUCGCAAGAUGCAGCGCAGCCGGGACUAG
This is a messenger RNA of Thermochaetoides thermophila DSM 1495, 969 nucleotides long. RefSeq lists its product as uncharacterized. The record is from RefSeq and is a predicted model, not a curated record. The transcript is spliced from 8 exons. Bases 1 to 969 code for a protein of 322 amino acids. NCBI's taxonomy places the organism in Eukaryota, Fungi, Ascomycota, Sordariomycetes, Sordariales, Chaetomiaceae. Gene Ontology annotation, molecular function: zinc ion binding.